Molecule: messenger RNA, 1578 nt
Organism: Lasiodiplodia theobromae
Lineage: Eukaryota; Fungi; Ascomycota; Dothideomycetes; Botryosphaeriales; Botryosphaeriaceae
Product: Multicopper oxidase
Exons: 7
Coding region: 1-1578 (525 amino acids)
Molecular function (GO): oxidoreductase activity; copper ion binding
Source: RefSeq, a predicted model, not a curated record
AUGCAACAUUUUCAAGCACCACCUUGGCUACCCAUGCAAGAAUUAUCUCAAGUGCUAGGGCAUCUGGCCCUAGACGUUGGCCAGCACAGCAACCCAGUCCAGCCAUGCCUCUUCAAGCUCAACCGUGUCCACUUUGGCUACGUCAAGUUUGACAUCCUCCGCUCGCUCAACAUCCACUCGUUCUUCAUCAUCGACUGCGUCAACCUCCACUGGCACACCUUGUUCAGGGAACACCGCAAAUUUGAGAACUGCAUGAACUACACCAAUCAGCAAGAUGGUGUGGUCAGUAUAACGCAGUGCCCGACAGCACCUGGCGAGAACUAUACAUAUACCUGGAGAGCAACGCAAUACGGAACAACUUGGUAUCACUCCCAUUUCGCGCUUCAAGCGUGGGAGGGCGUAUUUGGCGGCAUCAAGAUCAACGGCCCAGCGACUACAAACUACGAUCUCGACCUGGGUCACAUUUUCUUGAAUGACUGGAGCCAUGAGACAUCAAGCUCUCUCGAGAUUGUAUCAGAAACCCAUGGUCCGCCAACUUUGGAGAAUGCAUUGAUAAAUGGAACCAAUGUGUACAACAAAUCCGGGAUCGUCACCGGUUCUCGAUUUGAAACAACAUGGGAAACUGGGAAAUCUCAUCGGCUGAGGCUGGUUAAUGGCGCGAUUGAUACACAUUUCAAAUUCUCCGUCGACAACCAUACGAUGACGGUCAUUGCGAAUGACCUGGUACCUAUUGUCCCUUACAACACCACCGUUCUGAAUAUUGGAAUGGGUCAGCGUUACGACGUAGUUAUCACGGCUGAUCAAGAGUCUGUCGGAACUGAUUUCUGGAUGCGGGCUAUCCCGCAGACAGCCUGCUCUAACAACGAAAAUCCUGAUAAUAUUAAGGGAAUUGUUCGUUAUUCGACCAGCACUUCUUCCGAGGACCCGCAAACCACUGGGUACGACUACUCUAACGAGUGCGUCGACGAGGAUAUGGACGAUCUGGUGCCGUGGGUGUCCAAGAACGCCAAGUCCGGGACAUCCCUGCGUGAAGUGGUGACACUGGGCCGCAACUCGGACAACUACAAUCGCUGGUACAUGAACAGCACAUCAAUGGUUGUUGAGUGGAACAAUCCGUCUCUGCUGCAGGUGUACGACAACGAUACCGAGUUUACCGACACCAGCGGCGUUGUGCGGCUGGAUACGGCUAAUGAGUGGGCCGUUUUCGUAAUCGACACUACCAUGCCGGUUCCCCAUCCCAUCCACCUCCAUGGACAUGACUUCAAUAUUCUCGCCCAAGGAACCGGGACGUACGACUCUUCGGUGGCGCUGAACCUGGACAACCCGCCGCGGCGGGAUGUCGCACUCUUGCCUGCGGCCGGCUACCUCGUUAUCGCCUUCGAGACGGAUAACCCUGGCGCGUGGCUGAUGCAUUGCCAUAUCGGCUGGCACACGUCCGAGGGCUUCGCCAUUCAGAUUUUGGAGCGCUGGGAUGAGAUUGUCCCAUUGAUCGAUUAUGAAACGCUGGAGAGUAAUUGCAAUGCUUGGGAUUCGUAUGUGGCGUCCUACUCAGUUGAGCAAGGUGAUUCGGGCGUAUGA